GCGACUCUUCUUUCGAUGAAUGCGCGCAUGAUACAAACUUUCAAUCAAAAAGCAUAUUCUCGUUGAAGUAUUGUAAUAAUCUUCAUUUGAAAUGUUAAACUCAUUCACUAAGAAAGUUAAGAAUCUUAUAUUUUCAUCAAAUGAGACCGACAAUACUUUGAAGAUUGAUAGAAAAAGAAAGCGGCCAAAUGAUGACAGUGAUGACAGAGAUGAUGAUGGUUUGCUUGUGAAGAAAGUGAAAUUGCAGCAGAAAAACUCCAGUAUAUUUGGAGGCCUGUUUAGUGCCAGUACUGUACAGACCAUGUCGGACUGGGUACAGAAAAAGACACCCAAUCUGUUUCACUGGAACUCAAAUAACCAUCAACCAGUCAAACACAAACCACCAGGGGCGACCCCACAUUCUGGGAAUCACCAAGGCAAUGGUUUCGGCAAAAAUGGCAGCACUCAGCUUGAGGGAGAUGACAGAUAUGAUUCACACAGAACGUUUGGGAGGGUGGACGCACCUAUCGCCUACAGACAAGGGACUUGGCCAGUCUAUGACCCGGUAACCCGCCAACCAGAUCCUCUGUCCAGGGCUCCUCUUCGACCAGGCAGCACAGAGAACAGACCUGUCCAGACUGAUUACCCAUCAGGCAUGAAAGCGGCCUUAACUUCUAGUCAUAGCCAAAACAAGCUUCUACGUACCAGAAACCCACACAUGUUUACAGCCAAAGAGAGUGUCCGCUUGGAUGAAAAGGCCCGGUAUCAGCAACUACUCCAGAAGUUCACCACAGUACAGCUACCGUUAGAAAACAAGGAGACUGAGGGUAGCAAGAAGCAAGUUCGAGUCCCAGAACUGCCCAGGUUUUAUUUCAGAAAAAAUGACAGUAUUCUCAGCUCAACAGUUGGCCAGGAUCGUGAAGACCCCUCAGAGAAUCGUUUAGCAGACAGAGUGAGGCAGGAAGAUUCAAAAGGCAGACAGAAGGAAGGCAGGCAGAAAACGCAGGAGACAUCUCGGUUUAAAGUACAGCCCACACAAAAGUCCACCCCCAGACCUCUCAGCAAUGGUACCCAUUCACCUGGAGAUGACUCAAUGAUCCAUAUCACAGACAUAUCGGCCAUUCCCAAAGUACAGCCAGAUUCUACAAGAAAAGCCCUGCCAGUAGCGGGAGUUAUAGAUCUCACAGACGAUGACUGUGAAAAAGAAAGAAAUGCCAAAGGAUUACCUCAAAAUAAGCUGAAAUUUCCUACAGAUGAUUACAGAAGUUCACAGUUCCUUUCUGACGUAUGGAUCAAAAACAUGAUGACCACAUACAACUGUAAGGCCCGUGAGAGAGAUCGACAGGUGGCAGAGGCUGAGAUAAAGGCCAAAGUAUUUGAUGAGAAGCGUCAACAAGAUGAGCUGGAGUUGGAAAAGAAAAUUCGAGUUAACCUGAAGAUAUACCAGCGGGAGCCCGUGGUUAUAGAAGAGCCCGAAAUCUCAGAGCCCGAGGAUGAGGUUGAAGUUGUUGAGGAGGAAGAGGAGAGAUUACCUGAGUUAACAGUCGAGAUGGACCGGAAGGUGAGCACAUGUCUGUCACGGUCGGCCAAUCCAGAGGAGGUUUUAGUGGACAAAUUCCGGUUACAGAUUACACGCAGGGACAUACAUACACUGGCUGGGCUUAACUGGCUUAAUGAUGAGGUUAUAAAUUUCUACAUGAAUCUGCUAAUGGAGCGAGGCGAGGCUGACAACAAGCCAAGUGUGUACGCCUUCAACACGUUCUUCUACCCGAAAGUCACGUCCAGUGGCCACAGUGCAGUAAGGAGAUGGACCCGAAGGGUGGACGUCCUGGGGAUGGACUAUAUCAUCAUCCCUGUUCAUCUUGGCAUGCACUGGUGUCUCGCAAUUAUAGACUUUAAGAAGAAACAAAUCAGAUAUUACGAUUCAAUGGGAGGUGGUGACAGAGGUUGUCUCAAUGUUUUACAGCAGUACCUUUGUGAUGAAAGUAAAGAUAAAAAGAAAAAGGACUUUGAUCUGACUGGCUGGACAUGUGUUGCUAUGAAGGACAUUCCCCAACAGCAGAAUGGCAGUGAUUGUGGCAUGUUUGCGUGCAAGUUUGCGGAGUACGUCACCAGAGAGGCUCCCAUCUCAUUCACACAGGAAAAUAUGCCUUACUUCAGACGACGAAUGGUGUACGAGAUUGUAACUGCAAAACUGCUACAGUGAUAAUAGAUCUAAAAACAAGAAGUGACUGAAUAACGAUUGAUCCAGAUAACUAUUUUAUGAUCAUGUUGUUUCCUUCAACACUGAAGUAAGACAGCUCAGGGGUUGCUUGAAUCACCUUACGCUACUGGCAAAAAAACUUCAGAGUAUGGAAACAAUCUUAAAUGUUAUUUGGUAUGUGCAGUUCAUCAAUCACACAGAUUUAUGUUGUGCUGAAAAAAGUAAGCGUUAUGCUCCAUGCAAAGGAACUGCCUUCAAAAUCACUUCAGAACACAUGGAAACAAUCAGUGGUGUUGUUUGGUAUGUGUGUGUGGUAAAUGAUAGUGACUUAACUGAACAAACUUAAAAAUAUUGCCUUACCUUACCUCUGAAGAAUAGAAGACACAUGGAAACACUUAUCUGUGUAUGUGGUGAAUAUAUAGCACAGACAAAAACAGGCUUAAAUUAAUAGUAGCUACUGUUUAAAAGGAACUUGAUGAUAUGUUGAAACAAUGAUGUGUGUUAUUUGUAUAUGUGGUGAAUUGACAGGAUGCCAUAUCCCCCAGAUCUAUAUAUUUUUAACUGUAAAAUCAAUGUAGAGAUUAACUGGUCACUUGAUAAUCUCUUUGGAUAAAAAAGUGCAAAUGGAAUUGGAUUCGUUAUUUUCUUCUGUUGAACAAAGUAGGUAAUAAUUGAGGGAAGUCAUAAUACAAUUUAGCUGAUAUGUACAAUAUGUUCUGAUUUUUUGUCAGCAAUUGUGUUGCAUGAUUUUUUGUCAGCAAUUGUGUUGCUUAAAAUGAAUAGCUUCUAGCCUUUGAUGAAAAACAGACAUUAAAUUUAUUUUUUUGAAACCAUUUGAUCGUUCAAGGUUUACAGUGUCCAUGUGUGUAUCAGAUGAAAAUCAUACACAACUUCACAAGAAUGAAGAUAGAAUUGUACCAUUAUUUGGAUUGAUGCCAAAACAUCCAUUUCCUAUACCAUUAAAGCAACAGUUCUUCGGAACUAUUAUAUAAUCUGUUAAAUACCUAAAGAUAUCAAUCUCUGAUCAAAGUUUCGGCAAAAUCUGACUUUUUUAAUAUUAAAGCAUUUUUUGCAAAGAUCCAUACCAGUUUUAACAUAUAUAAGCAAGACCGUUAUACAAACAAAGCUGUCGUGAUUUCGAUCAACAUCAUGAUUUCGAUCAACGUUUGAAUAUUAUAUUUUUUAUAAAUAUGAUGAGAGUUACUUGUAUCAAAUGGUGAAUGUGAAUUUGUAAAAAUUAUGGGAAAAUGGCAAUAUUCGAUUUUUCAUGUAUUGUAAACUUUGAGUACUAUUGGUGUUAACAAAAAAAAUUGUAAUUCCUGUUUACAUGAACAUUUUAUACAUGUAUAUAUGUUUGUAUUGCAAGAAACAUUUUAAUGCCAACUUUUGGUUCAAGUGAUCAUAGCUAUACCAAUAUUAAACCAAAUGGAAAUGGUCAAAACACAAAAAUUAUAAAUAAUUACCCUUGAAUAGUUGUGAAAAAUACCCUGGAAUAGUCAAAACAC
Mya arenaria is the source of this 3687-nucleotide messenger RNA. Its product is annotated as sentrin-specific protease 1-like. The record is from RefSeq and is a predicted model, not a curated record. Gene Ontology annotation, biological process: protein desumoylation. Gene Ontology annotation, cellular component: nucleus. The coding region runs from base 92 to 2185 and encodes 697 amino acids. The transcript has 18 exons. NCBI's taxonomy places the organism in Eukaryota, Metazoa, Mollusca, Bivalvia, Myida, Myidae. Gene Ontology annotation, molecular function: deSUMOylase activity.